AUGGUAAAGGACUGGCUAAUCACAUAUGCUGCACCAUUCUUUGGGGCGUUCGGUGAGCAACGUGCUCUUCGCUUUAUGGGUGUAACAACUGUAUCCGUCAAGCUGCUCUCAUUGGACAUCAACCAGUGCCCACAGUCGUUUUAUACGCCCAAUUUCUUCAAAAACACGGCACGCUGCGAUUUUCGUUCGACUUAUGUAAGUUCGCAUUCGAAUGUUACCUAA
Messenger RNA from Dicrocoelium dendriticum, 222 nucleotides. The record is from the annotation of a GenBank genome assembly. Lineage: Eukaryota; Metazoa; Platyhelminthes; Trematoda; Plagiorchiida; Dicrocoeliidae.